Messenger RNA from Funneliformis geosporum, 331 nucleotides. NCBI's taxonomy places the organism in Eukaryota, Fungi, Glomeromycota, Glomeromycetes, Glomerales, Glomeraceae. The record is from the annotation of a GenBank genome assembly.
AUGGAAGGACUUAAUCAUAUUCAUAAACAAAAAAUUAUUCAUCGAGAUUUUCAUAGUAAAAAUAUUCUUUGCGAAAAUGAAUAUGAUGUUAUAAUAAGUGAUUUAGGAAUUAGUAAAUUAUCAACUGAAUUAUCAGUUAAUGAUAAUAAAUGUUAUGGUAUGAUUCCUUAUAUUGCUCCAGAAAUUUUUCAAGGGCAAAAAUAUGAAAAAUAUACUAAAGCUUCAGAUAUAUAUAGCUUUGGUAUGAUAAUGUGGGAAAUAAUGGCAGGUAGAAGGCCUUUUUGGAAUUUUCAAGAUUCUGAUACAGAUCUGAUUAUUCAAAUAUGUGAUG